Messenger RNA from Salvelinus fontinalis (brook trout), 1714 nucleotides. RefSeq names its product protein PAXX-like. The transcript has 8 exons. Lineage: Eukaryota; Metazoa; Chordata; Actinopteri; Salmoniformes; Salmonidae. Gene Ontology annotation, molecular function: molecular adaptor activity. Gene Ontology annotation, biological process: double-strand break repair via nonhomologous end joining. Bases 688 to 1314 code for a protein of 208 amino acids. The record is from RefSeq and is a predicted model, not a curated record. Gene Ontology annotation, cellular component: nucleus; nonhomologous end joining complex; site of double-strand break.
GUUUCGUCCGAAGAACAGAUUGUGGUAAAAUAAAAAUGGAUUUAAAAAAUGUGUGCCAUUUAAGCGAAAUAGAAUUGUAAGCAUCACUCCAGUCAGAAGAGGCUCUGCGGACGUUCGAUUCCAUUCAUGUGUUAUGGGCUCGCGCUUGUGUUUCAGUUUAGCCAACGUUAUUUUGGCGUUUUCAGCCUUGGGUGAAUGUUGACUCGUUCUAUUGUCCAGCCGAUCUACGGUUUUACCGCAUCUGGUCCCUUCUGUAGAUAUGUUCCACAUGCCAGUAUGUUGUGGAAUGGGGUAUCACUCCAAUGUGUCGGCACUCAACUCUGUGUCGAACACCUGAAGACUGCGGGUCCUUGACUUACUUCCAAGCCAUUGUAAGAUCUUAUGCAUAUUACAGGACCACUGCACCUGUCAAAUAUGGAAAUAGACUGUGUCCACAAUUAUUAUACAAAGGCAAAAUACCAAAGCCACCAUCAAUAACAUGAACAUCAACAUAUAUUCUGAAAAAGAACGAGAUAAGAAGUAACAUACACGUGAAGCAGCUGCUCGGCUGCAAACACUUCCUGAUUGAUCCUCCUACUUCACUGACUGGCUACACAUUCCGCAUCGAACCGUUGCACGGUGUUACAGAGACGUGGGCUAGCACUAGCAACCACUCACGCACAGUGGAGGUUUCCUGAACAUCAUAUCAUGCUGCCUACACCAACGCAAAACAUGGAUGGAAAUCGACCGUUCGCCCAAAUGUCUUACUGCACCGUGGUAGAUAAAAAUGACCAGUGUAAAUUCAUAUGCUACACGCAUGAAGAUUCAGAGAUGUUCAAUGUUGGUUUGACAAAUGCCUCUGAUGUGUGGAGCACAGAUUUCACUGGUGAGACAUUGAACCAGUUUAGACAGAAGUUUGCCUUGAAGUCAACAGCGGAUUAUAUCAUGAAAAUUAGGUCUGCGUGUGGCAGUGGGAGUGUGUCUGUAUCAAUGCAGGACAGCUGUGCAGUGCUCUGUGUAGGCACCAGUCCAGGGGACCUGAAUGUGACUCUGUCCAGACUGAAACAGCCCGAGGCCAAAGAGAAACUGAGAGAGCUGCUGUUUAGAAUGGCAGACAGUCUGACUCGUUUAGACCAUACAACAGGCCCAGCCCCAUUCAGUCCUGGAAAGAGUCCACACAAACGCAGUACAGAUUUUGAGCCAAGGAGACAACCGCAGAGUGGCCAAACUCUGGCAGUCAAGAAGCGUCUUCCAGGAGAUUCUCUUAUCAACCCAGGAACAAGAAGAAAGCAUCCAGCAACCGGGGUGGCAUUUGAUGAUGAAGAUGAUCAAUGAUGAUUUUCUAAAGAGAAAUGACCACAGUUGCCUUCCAUCAUCACUCACAUUUCUGCUGCAUAUAACAAUUUAGUGCAUGAAUGUUAUUUUAUUCCACUGACACUGCAACAUCAUUUUAAAAAUCAACCUAUUUAAUGCUGUCUACAUGAUGACAAUCUGCUUUUUAAGGACUCAUAAGGUGUCUCCAAAGUGACACUAUUCCCUAUAUACUGCUCUACUUCUGACCAUAUGGGCCCAGGUCAAAAGUAGUGCACUAAUUAUGGAAUAGGGUGCCAUUUGGAAAACAACCAUGAUGAUCAUUACCUCAAUCACUGUGUGAAAACUUGAAACAUGGUUUUUAAAUGUAUUUUAAUCUUGACUUCUGUAAUAAAAAUUCAUUAAACAUUUUUUUUUUUACGUA